CCGCCUUCCUACUUACUGUAUUCGAUGGAUCCGCGCCGCCUGAGUAUCGCCGACUUUCUCGGCAAGUACACCACAGGCAGCAGCAGAAAUCGCAACACUACGGACAUGUCCAAUCCUCCGCCGUCAUUGACUACGGUCUCCCCGAUAAGUCCAUCGCCCGAGGUGGCGCCGCCACUGAGUUGUUUCACAGACGACGUGGCGACGAUGCCAACCGCCAAGUUGCUGCAACACGGCGAGCAGUUCGCGAAGUACUUUUUGUCGCAGUGCGGGCGAGCACGACACGUGUCACGUCGGUUGAGGUACUCGACGUCGAACGGACGAGGCGAAGAGAAGGCCAAGGACGUAUACUGCAAGUACGACGCCGCGGCCAAGACGUACUCGGUGCACGCUGUCACAGAGAUCCAAGCAGGAUUGAAGGAAGUGUUGGAACUCCUAGCUGGGGACAUCGAUCCGACCUCAUCUCGGCACGGGUUCAACGUGUUUCUAUGGCGCGUGUUUGGGUCGGCGUUGGACUCGGCGACGAACCUUCGUUGCACCAAGGAGCGGCGGCGCAAGCGGCGCGUCCAGGACUGGAUAGGCGAGCCAGAGGAGUGUCCUGUCCCGACCACCGACAACAACGACGACGGCAGUGACGAUGAAGGCAGUGACGACGAUGUCUUUCUCACCAUGAAGAAGAUCAAGCAGUCAUACGAAGGUGCCGCCGUCAAGCAAACAACGUUUGUCCAGUCCAACUUCUUCCUCCGCAAGUCCAAAGCCGAGUGGCUUCUCCUAGACUACAUCCAGAAACGGUCCGACUCUUCCAUCGUCCGCGUCUUCAAGUCGGUCGAUAACACGACGUCGUACCCGCAGCUGCACCGCGGCAAGGUAAUUCCUCGGCACACCCGCAUCCUCUUUGGGUUCCACAUCGAAGAGCUGUCCUUCCACAACGGCGGCGUGUGCCGCGUGACGUUCUUCGGGUCUCACGAAGCCACCAAAGCCACCCACGCGAGCCACCGGCUUCUUCAAAAGCUUGGCGAGUCGCUGCACACGAUUGACCUGGCCGUCCUCCGCAGACGACUGGGGCACAAAGCGCAACUGUCCAAAGCGCUGCCACCCUCUGCCGCCCUGCUCGGGGACAUGUGCGUCCACUGCCGCAAGUUCACGAACGGGAUCGUGUGUCGGCUGUGCGCCGGCCACGUGUGCGCCGUCUGCUCGUCGAUUGAAGAGGUCGAAGCUGGCCUCCACAACGUGUUUGAGCUCCGUGUGUGUGGCCCGUGCGUCGAGCUCACCAAGCAGCGCCACCUCGCCAACAUGAAGCGACAGCAACGGCAGCAGCAGACACACCCGCCCUUGUAUGUGCACCCGAUCCGCGACACGUCGCCCCUGCUCGUGGUCGUGGGGCUGUCCCAGCGCGGGAUGUUCCGCAUCAGCGAGGCCACGCUGGAAGGGUCGUACCAUGACAUGCUGGAUGCCCUCCAAACAACACCUUCGUCUGACGACGACGCGGACGACAACAUGUCGUCCAAGUCACCUUGACAUAAUUUACAACACAAUCCCCGCUAGUACGAA
Molecule: messenger RNA, 1548 nt
Organism: Aphanomyces astaci
Lineage: Eukaryota; Oomycota; Saprolegniomycetes; Saprolegniales; Verrucalvaceae
Exons: 1
Coding region: 25-1515 (496 amino acids)
Source: RefSeq, a predicted model, not a curated record